AUGGCGAGAGCAAAACGGAAAAUAUUUGAUUCCGGUAAACAACGAGCAACCGGAUCUGAUAUCACCAUUGAUAAUGUUAUAAAUGCUCGAAAAGAACGCGAAAAGCUGGGUGGCACAUUUCCAAGGCCUAAAACAAGUUGGCGUGAAAAACAUGAAACAUUCAUUAAUGCUGUAUCAACAUCUAAAGAAGCUAGUUCUACAGUUCAUACUAAUAUGCCUUUUUCAUCAUUGUCAAAAAUAUCAAUACCAAAAGAUUACGUUAAAUGUGAAUAUUGUGGGCGUAGUUUUAACGAAACCGCAGCAGAACGGCAUAUUCCAUUUUGUAAAAUGCAACAAGAAAAGAAAGGACCAGUGAAGAUACAAAAGAUAAGAUCACGACAGUCUAAUACAACAGUGAUGGGAUCAGAAGUUAGUGAUUGUCAUCGGCUAAGUAAUAUAUCGUUAAAUCGUGACAGUAAGAUGAAGUCGAAGAAAGAAGAUUGUCAUCCAGCAACAUCAGAACGUCGUUCAACUAUUUUUUCGAGACGAUCAGAGUCGUCACAGAGGUCACGUGUUGAUGAUAAUAGUGGUAGAGGUGAUCGACGAAGGGGAAGGAGUUCAUCAAGAAAAAGAAAUAAUUCUGUCACACAUUCGUCCAAUAAAUCCAUUGGAGAAAUAAGCCAUGUAUCGGAACGAGAACGAAUAAAUUCAUCGGCUUCAUAUCGAGUUAAUAUUCGGGAAAAGACAUCGGUGUCCCGACAAUCAUCUCUUACCAGAAAAGGCAAUGGUACACAGACAAUUAGAAAGAAAGAAAUUUGA
This is a messenger RNA of Acanthocheilonema viteae, 798 nucleotides long. The record is from the annotation of a GenBank genome assembly. Lineage: Eukaryota; Metazoa; Nematoda; Chromadorea; Rhabditida; Onchocercidae.